AUGGGCGCAAAGACGGGCCUCUUCCUCCGGGGCCUGCAGGGCACCAUCCGCGGCAUUCAGUUCGGCUCUGCCGCCACGGUGCUGGCCCUGACCUCUUACUUCUUGGCCACCAUGGCCAACCACGGCCUCGCCAUUGACGUCCACCUGCGCGCCGUCGAGGGUAUCUCGGGCGGUAUCACCGCAUACACCCUGAUCACCAUCUUGCUACUAUGCUGCAUCCCCGGCCAGCCGUUCUUCUCCUUCAUCAUGAUGGUGGUUGACGUCUGCUGCGCCGGUGCCCUCAUCUACGUCGCUAUCCGCAACAAGAACGGCGCCAGCACGUGUGUGGGCAUUGUCGAUACCCCUUACGGCAAGGGCAACGCCGACACCAACGUUGUCGAUAACGGCCAUGGCGGCUUCACUAUCCUUCCUAGCUUGCACCAUGCUUGCAAGAUGGAGACGGCUUGCUUGGCGGUGUCGAUUAUCGGAUGCGUCUUCUUCAUCCUCUCCCCCUUCAUGGAAGUCGUUCUCGUCCGCCACCGCAAAAAGGAGCAGCGCUACGGCCCCUCGCCCGCCAACGACUACACCUCCGGCUCGGGUCGCAAGCCGGGUUUCUUCGCCAGCCUGCGCGGCAAGGGUAGCGGCCACCCCGACGCCGACCUGAUGAACAACAAGCUGCCCGAGCACGCCAGCCCUUCGGACAUUCGUGAUAGUUACACGACGGAGCAGACCCGUGUGGGCGGUGUCGGUAGCUAUAACCCGUACAACGAGACGCAGGUCGGCCAGCAGCAGCCGUAUAGCCCACCCCAUGCUGGUAACAACUAUAACAAGUAUGAUAUGAGCUUUGGUCAGCAGCAGCAGGAUAUUGCUAUGGGGCAUGGCGAUCAUGUUUAUGACCGGAGAUAA
Neurospora tetraspora is the source of this 885-nucleotide messenger RNA. RefSeq lists its product as uncharacterized. Bases 1 to 885 code for a protein of 294 amino acids. The transcript has 3 exons. NCBI's taxonomy places the organism in Eukaryota, Fungi, Ascomycota, Sordariomycetes, Sordariales, Sordariaceae. The record is from RefSeq and is a predicted model, not a curated record.